This is a messenger RNA of Sporisorium graminicola, 1050 nucleotides long. RefSeq lists its product as uncharacterized. The coding region runs from base 1 to 1050 and encodes 349 amino acids. The record is from RefSeq and is a predicted model, not a curated record. Gene Ontology annotation, molecular function: thioredoxin-disulfide reductase (NADPH) activity. Gene Ontology annotation, biological process: removal of superoxide radicals. Gene Ontology annotation, cellular component: cytoplasm. The transcript has a single exon. NCBI's taxonomy places the organism in Eukaryota, Fungi, Basidiomycota, Ustilaginomycetes, Ustilaginales, Ustilaginaceae.
AUGACUGAACACGCCAACGGUGCUUCUUCCUCCUCCAAGGUCCACAAGGUGGUCAUCAUCGGCUCGGGUCCGGCCGGCCACACUGCCGCCAUCUACCUGGCACGAGCCAACCUCGAGCCCGUGCUGUUCGAGGGUAUGCUCGCCAACGGUCUCGCACCAGGAGGACAGCUGACCACCACCACCGAUGUCGAAAAUUUCCCCGGUUUCCCCGACGGCAUCCGUGGUCCCGAGAUCAUGGACAAGUUCCGCGCGCAGUCGGUGCGAUUUGGAACCGAGAUCCACACCGAGACCAUCUCGAAACUCGACCUCUCGUCACGACCUUUUAAGUUCUGGCGCGAGUAUGCCGAGGACCAGGCUCCUGAACUCACGGAGACGCUCAUCAUUGCCACGGGAGCCAGCGCCAAGCGCAUGCACUUGCCCGGCGAGGACACGUACUGGCAGAGCGGUAUCUCGGCGUGUGCUGUUUGCGACGGUGCGGUUCCCAUCUUCCGCAACAAGCCGCUCGUCGUGGUGGGUGGCGGUGACAGUGCGGCCGAGGAGGCCAUGUACCUCACCAAGUACGCCUCGCACGUGCACGUGUUGGUGCGUCGAGACGAGCUGCGUGCAUCCAAGAUCAUGGCCAAGCGUCUGCUGGCCCACCCCAAGGUGACAGUGCACUUCAACACGGUCCCCACCGAGGCCAAGGGCGAUGGCGAGUUGUUGCAAGCGGUGCGCGUCAAGGACACCAAGUCCAACGAGGAGCGCGACAUGGACGCCAACGGUCUCUUUUACGCCAUCGGACAUCUGCCCGCCACCUCGCUCGUCAAGGGCCAGGUCGAACUUGACAGCGACGGAUACAUCAUCACCACGCCAGGCACCGCUCAGACUUCGGUCAAAGGUGUCUUUGCUGCCGGUGACGUGGCGGACAAAAAGUACCGUCAGGCGAUUACCAGUGCAGGCACCGGAUGCAUUGCUGCGCUCGAGGCAGAACGUUUGUUGGCUGAGGAGGAGGUGCUCGACCCUGUGGAUGCUGCCGCUGCCAACCACUACACAGGCACUGACAAGGCAUAG